Messenger RNA from Pseudozyma hubeiensis SY62, 1953 nucleotides. RefSeq lists its product as hypothetical. Gene Ontology annotation, cellular component: peroxisome; mitochondrion. The coding region runs from base 1 to 1953 and encodes 650 amino acids. Lineage: Eukaryota; Fungi; Basidiomycota; Ustilaginomycetes; Ustilaginales; Ustilaginaceae. Gene Ontology annotation, biological process: carnitine metabolic process. The record is from RefSeq and is a predicted model, not a curated record. The transcript has a single exon. Gene Ontology annotation, molecular function: carnitine O-acetyltransferase activity.
AUGACACUCCUCGGCCUGGCUCGUUCACACGCACGCUCGUCUGCUUCCCGAAUUGGUCUCACCGCUUCCACUUCCGCAUCCAUCGUUUCUAGCAAGACUUUUGCUGCCAGUGCUUCCACCGCCAUGUCGCGCUACUCAUCCACCUCCACCAAGAGCGGUGGCAUCGGCAACGGACCCAUGUACGAGGGUCAGAGCGCGAUGCCGCACCUUCCCGUGCCUGCUCUCGAGCAGACGCUGAAAAAGUACCUUCGAAGCACCGUGCCGCAUCAGACCAGCGAGUCACUCGCCAAGACUGAAGCAGCCGUCGAAUCGGCCCUGUCGGGAGAGGAUGCCAAGCUCGUCCAGACGCUCCAGCAGCGUCUCGAGGAUCGUGCCGCCAAAGAGGGCCGCGAGAGCUGGCUCAGCGAAUGGUGGAAUGAUGCCGCCUACAUGGCCUAUCGCGAUCCCGUCGUGCCGUACGUCAGCUACUUCUACGCCCACAAGGACGACAAGACGCGCCGCACCGGUCCCAAGCGUGCCGCUGGCUUGCUCAAGGCUUUCCUGGCCUUCCGCCGAUUGCUAGAGACCGAGCAGCUGGCCCCUGAGAAGGGCAAGGCCGGUCCGCUCUGCAUGAGGUCGUACAAGUGGAUGUUCAACUCGAACCGUAUCCCCGAAAAGCCCUCGGACACGGCGGUCAAGUACGACUGGCAGGCCAACAACCACCUCGUCGUCCUGCGCAACGGUCACUUCUACGAGUUUGACCUGGUCCACAACGGCGAAGAGCUCAGUGAGGCCGAGAUCGAGUCGCAGCUGCAAAAGAUCCUUUCGGAUUCGGCCUCGAGUAAACCGGCUCCGCAGCCUAUCGGUGCUCUUUCGUCCAACAACCGUGACAAGUGGACCGACUCGCGCAAAGCGCUCGCUUCCAUCUCUGGCAACCAGGAAGCGUUGGAACGCAUCGACAGCUCGGUGAUUGUCGUCUGCCUCGACGAGACCGCACCUCACAGCAUCGAGUCGACCGCUUGGGGUCUGUGGUGCGGUGACGGCAAGAACCGCUUCUACGACAAGCAGCAGAUCAUCACUUUUGCCAACGGAAAGUCCGGAUUCAUGGGCGAGCACUCGAUGAUGGACGGUACCCCGACACUGCGUCUCAACGACUUUGCCAUCCAGGCUUUGCAAGCCGGCCAGAUCGACCUGGGCAGCUCGAAGCGCACUGAUCUGCCUGCGCCCAAGCAAAUCCAGUUCAAGACGGACAAGACUGUCGAGGCUCAGAUCGAAGAAAGCAUCAAGGACUUCGAAAAGCUGAUGGGCAGUCACGAUCUCUCCAUCCUGGACUUCCAGGGUUACGGCAAGGGAGCGAUCAAGAAGUUCAAGUGUUCGCCCGAUGCGUGGGUGCAGAUGGUGAUCCAGCUCGCCUACUUCAAGAUGUUUGGCAAGCCUUGCCCCACGUACGAAUCGGCGCAGACGCGAAAAUUCAAGUGGGGACGUACCGAGACCAUCCGUUCGGCCAGCGUCGAGUCCCUUGCCUUCUGUAAGGCUAUGGAGUCGCACGAGGCUUCGGACACGGAACGAUACGAGAAGUUCCAGGCGGCUGUCAAGCAGCAUCUCUCGUACGCUACCGCAGCUGCCGACGGUCAAGGUGUCGACCGUCACCUGUUCGGUCUCAAGAAGCUGCUCAAGGAAGGCGAAAAGGUGCCCGCCAUCUACGAAGACCCUGCGUACGGAGCGAGCGCAACGUGGAAGCUGUCCACCUCGCAGAUCUCGUCCGAGGUGUUCGCCUGCUGGGGCUUCGGUGAGGUAACACCGGAAGGCUUCGGUUGCGCUUACGCUAUCAAGGAGAACUCGUUGACCCUCACCUUGACUUCGCUCAAGCUCGGUGCGUCCGACUUGCGACACUACAUCAACGAGGCUGCCGUCGAAUUGCGUGACAUGCACUUGAGGCUGCAGCAGAACGAGGCUCCUAAGAGCAAGGCUUGA